AUGGAAGAUAACAACAUGGAACAUAACGAAGUGAACAAGACGACUACUGGAGAAGUGAAGUACAGAGGCGUACGGAAACGGCCGUGGGGGAAAUACGCGGCGGAGAUCCGGGAUUCCGGCCGGGGACAGGGGGCUAGGGUCUGGCUCGGGACUUUCGACACGGCCGAGGAGGCAGCUCAGGCCUACGACCGGGCCGCCUACGCGAUGAGAGGCUCAUUGGCCAUCCUCAAUUUCCCUCGUGAUUACUCCGCCGGAAAACUUCCCGGCGAGUCUAUCCACGGCGGAGAUGUUGCCGCUGGUGCCGGCGUGGGGAAGGAAGUGAUAGAGUUCGAGUGUUUGGAUGACAGAUUAUUGGAGGAGCUUCUGGAACAUGGAGAGUGUAUCGGCAAAGGCAAUUCGAACAAAGAUUAA
Tarenaya hassleriana is the source of this 411-nucleotide messenger RNA. RefSeq names its product ethylene-responsive transcription factor ERF095-like. The transcript has a single exon. NCBI's taxonomy places the organism in Eukaryota, Viridiplantae, Streptophyta, Magnoliopsida, Brassicales, Cleomaceae. Bases 1 to 411 code for a protein of 136 amino acids. Gene Ontology annotation, molecular function: DNA-binding transcription factor activity; DNA binding. The record is from RefSeq and is a predicted model, not a curated record. Gene Ontology annotation, biological process: regulation of DNA-templated transcription; ethylene-activated signaling pathway.